CUGAGUCUGUUUUCGUCUGCCUGGCAGCGCGGUUCUGAAACGCGUAACGCUCGCGAUCGUCUUGUCUCGAAAAAGCCAAUUUCCAACUCGGGACUCCACUGCACUCGGUUUCGUAUCGAUUCGGAUCGGAUCGCGGAGCGCUCCCUGCCGCAACCUGUUGCAACUGUUUUGGAAUCGCUCUUUUCGAGCCGCUUGUGCAACAUUGCGUGCCGCCUUAAAAGCGCGUAAAGAGUAUACAGUACAGUACGUAUCGAAAGUGGCCACUCGAUACAAAGGAAGCCCCGAGACUGGCAGCUUUGGUACAUCCCUUCGCGUGGCGGAUUAUCGGGCCCUGCAAUUAGCCAAACAUUUGUCGAAAGCCGCACCGCAUCCAAUCCGUGGGCGUGGGAUCUGUUUCUGUGCAGCCAGCAAAUCGAUAAUUAGGAACCUCACCUGGCCAAGAUGGAUGAUCCCAAAAUAAUGAACAUCAUGAACGGCAUGAAGACGCUGGAAGAUCAUUGUCAGCUCAUAAACGACGUGAAGGACGAGUCGCCCAUGCAAAUGUUCUAUAAGGACAAGGGCGUCUUCCUCACUGGCGGCACAGGAUUCUUCGGCAAAAUUAUCAUCGAGAAAUUGUUGCGCGUCACGGAGGUGGGACAAAUCUAUUUGCUGAUACGCACCAAGAAGGGCAAGGAUGCGUUCGCCCGCAUCGAGGAUCUGUUUAAUGACCCGGUCUUCGCCAAGAUGAAGCAGGUUAACCCCAAGUACCGCUGCCAGAUCAGCAUCAUCAGCGGGGACUGCUCGCUUCCUGGACUGGGAAUCUCCGCCGACGAGCGCGAGACCAUCCUGGAGAACGUCAACAUCGUCCUGCACAGCGCAGCCACAGUUCGCUUCGACGAGAAGCUCAAAAUGGCCAUCGCCAUCAACGUGCACGGCACCAAGGAAAUCAUCAAGCUGGCCAAAGAGAUUGUCAACCUGAAGGCCCUGGUCCACGUCUCCACAGCAUUUGCGCACUGCAACAUGCGCCACAUCCAGGAGAAGUUCUACAGCGGCACGAUGUCCGGCGAGAACGCCUUCAAGCUGAGCGAGUGCCUCGACGAGCACACCCUGAACACUCUGACCCCAACCAUCAUCAAGGGCUAUCCAAACACGUACACCUUCACCAAAGUCCUGGCCGAGAACGUUGUGCAGCAGAGCGCCCAGAACCUGCCAGUCACCAUCUUCAGACCGGGCAUUGUGAUUACCACAUACCGCGAACCGGUGACUGGCUGGAUUGACAACAUGUACGGUCCUUGUGGCGUAAUUGUGGGAAUCGGAUCCGGAGUUCUUCGAGUCUUCACCGGCGACAUGGACAAUAUGGCACACAUCGUUCCGGUGGAUAUGUGCGUGAAUGCACUUCUGGCCAGUGCAUGGGACAUAGCCCGGAAUAAAUAUGAAACGCCUCCGAUCUACAACUAUGUUCCGGAUAAGGAGAACAUGGUCACCUGGAGGCGCUACAUGGAGGAUGGCUUCGAGUACGGCUGUGACAUACCGAUGCGGAAGUCCAUCUGGUAUCCGCGAUUCACCAUCGUGCCGCACAUGUGGCAGUACCACAUCCUGUGCUUCCUGUACCACACAUUGCCCGCUCUGGUCAUGGACGCCAUCAUGGUGAUAAUUGGCAAGAAGCCCAGAAUGAUGAAGAUCUACCGCAAGAUCCACAAGCUCAGCAACGUCCUCAAGUACUUCAGUUCGAACGAAUUCCGCUUUGACAAUGACAAUGUAAGGAAACUCACAGAAAAGCUGGACGAUCGGGACAAAAGGCUUUUCGCCUUCGAUAUGCGCGAUCUUGACUGGACAAAUCUGUUUAGGGUCAGUCUCUACGGACUGCGGUUGUAUGUGGUCAAGGAUGAUCCCAGCAACAUUCCAGAGUCCAUCAAGCGCUACGAAAGAUUGAAGGUGCUGCAUUAUACGACACUGGCUGUUUUCUACGCGUUAGCCGGCUGGGCGCUUUAUGCCCUCGUCAAGCUCUUCUUAUAGGACCCAAUUAUUCUGUCUUUCGUAUUCAUUUAGGGCACAUCUUCUACUCCUCAAUCUUUCGGCGAAAACUCUAACACUUCCGUUUCCGCGUUAGUUCUUAGAUAUAGUUGUAUGUAUCGUAUAUAUCGUUUGUAUGUUUGUACAAUACCCAUAUGCCCAUAGUCAUAUGCUUGAAACGCUUUAUCCGAAUCUUGUAUAGCUUAGUUCGUAUGUCUGUUAAUGUAAAUCUGCUAAAGUUGAAGGCGUAAUGUGGAUGUAGAUGAUCGAUUACGAGUACAAUAAAACUGCUUCACAUUUUGUUUGGGAAA
Messenger RNA from Drosophila ficusphila, 2303 nucleotides. Its product is annotated as fatty acyl-CoA reductase wat. Gene Ontology annotation, biological process: long-chain fatty-acyl-CoA metabolic process. The transcript is spliced from 10 exons. Lineage: Eukaryota; Metazoa; Arthropoda; Insecta; Diptera; Drosophilidae. Gene Ontology annotation, molecular function: alcohol-forming very long-chain fatty acyl-CoA reductase (NADP+) activity. The record is from RefSeq and is a predicted model, not a curated record. Bases 442 to 1995 code for a protein of 517 amino acids. Gene Ontology annotation, cellular component: peroxisome.